Molecule: messenger RNA, 1457 nt
Organism: Bradysia coprophila
Lineage: Eukaryota; Metazoa; Arthropoda; Insecta; Diptera; Sciaridae
Gene: RagC-D
Product: Ras-related GTP binding C/D
Biological process (GO): cellular response to starvation; positive regulation of TORC1 signaling; negative regulation of autophagy
Cellular component (GO): nucleus; Gtr1-Gtr2 GTPase complex; lysosome
Molecular function (GO): GTP binding; GTPase activity
Source: RefSeq, a predicted model, not a curated record
UCAAAAACAUAUGGAGCUCCCCAUUGACAUUUCUGACUGCUAAGUGUAAUAUCAUCGAAGUCGUACAAAAGAAAAGGGAAAAUAACAACAACCUUCAAAUUGUGAUCCUGAUCUAAUUUGCAUCCCUAAAUUCACAAUUUAAGUCGGACGAAAUGACUAGCUAUCCGGACGGAGAUGAGCAAAUGAGCUAUAAUGUGGGUUCGUUUCCCAAAGAUUUUGGCUAUGGCAAUUUCGAACAUGAGGAGCAAAGUAGCAGCGACCAAAAACCGAGAAUAUUAUUGAUGGGUCUCCGCAGAUCCGGUAAAAGUUCCAUACAAAAGGUGGUGUUUCAUAAAAUGUCACCCAACGAGACACUCUUCCUCGAAUCGACCAACAAAAUUGUCAAAGACGACAUCAACAACAGCAGUUUCGUACAAUUCCAAAUCUGGGACUUUCCGGGCCAAAUUGAUUUCUUCGACGCAUCAUUCGACUCGGACAUGAUUUUCGGUGGGUGUGGUGCGUUGGUAUUCGUCAUUGAUGCCCGAGACGAUUACAUCGAAGCGCUGACCAAACUCAAUCAAACCGUCACCAAGGCGUACAAAGUGAAUUCCCGAAUCAAGUUCGAGGUGUUCAUUCACAAGGUGGACGGUAUCAGUGACGAUUUGAAAAUGGAAACUCAACGUGACAUCCAUCAGAGGGCCACCGAUGAUCUGGCAGAUGCUGGAUUGGAUCAGAUUUUAUUGAAUUUCCAUCUGACUUCCAUUUAUGAUCAUUCGAUAUUCGAAGCGUUUUCCAAGGUGGUGCAGAAAUUGAUUCCACAGUUGCCGACACUAGAGAAUCUGUUGAACAUUUUAGUUUCGAAUUCGGGCAUUGAGAAAGCCUUCCUAUUCGACGUGGUAUCAAAGAUUUAUAUUGCCACCGAUUGUUCGCCGGUUGAUAUGCAGAGCUACGAACUUUGUUGUGAUAUGAUCGACGUGGUUAUCGAUUUGUCGUCUAUAUACGGAUCCGAUGGAGCUGUCGACAGCCAGAGUGCUAGUGUAAUUAAACUGAAUAACAGUACAAUUCUCUAUUUGCGUGAGGUGAACAAAUUUCUGGCGCUCGUGUGCAUACUUCGUGAAGAUAAUUUCAGUCGACAAAGCGUAAUUGACUAUAAUGUGCUGUGUUUUCGAGAAGCAAUCAGCCAGGUAUUUGAACUGAGAACAAAAAAUCAAAAAUCUAGUCGCGAUGGAUCGUCCGAUGACGAAGAUGAUGAUGAUUUCAAUUCGAAUUUAAAUGGCGGUUCAGUGGUGCAAAGUGAAAAUUCCAUUUUAGCUUGAAUAAAUACAUUCAGUCUACCUUAACUAUUACUACUUUUAUAUAACACACACCUCACUGUUGAUUUUAAAUAAUUUUUUUUUUUAAUCGGAAGGAACAUAUUAAAUGUGUCAUUGUUACUACAUGAAUGAAGUGGAAAUAUAAUAUAUUUUUUAAAAGCGAAA